Protopolystoma xenopodis is the source of this 216-nucleotide messenger RNA. The record is from the annotation of a GenBank genome assembly. NCBI's taxonomy places the organism in Eukaryota, Metazoa, Platyhelminthes, Monogenea, Polystomatidea, Polystomatidae.
AUGUUCCGUUUGGCCGUAUUUGACCAGCGUAUUUGUCUUGUGUUGGGUGUAAGUCCGAAUCUUCUGGAUUGCCUUGUCGACUCGAAAGUCCCGCUGAUGUUGCCCAUAUACGAACUGGCAUGCCAAUUAGAAGGUGAGCCUGCUGGUGUUUGGCCUGAGACAGGAGUGGAUGCCAUCAUCAUGACGCCCUUGAUCGCCGGUGUGCUAUCAAGAUGA